Messenger RNA from Prunus armeniaca (apricot), 438 nucleotides. The record is from the annotation of a GenBank genome assembly. NCBI's taxonomy places the organism in Eukaryota, Viridiplantae, Streptophyta, Magnoliopsida, Rosales, Rosaceae.
AUGGAAGAAGAAGCAGCAAAUACGUUCGUGGAAGCUGAUCAAGAACUUGAUGAUGAUCUUGAACCAACCAUUGACUUCAAGUUCCUGACAUCCUUCUUGGAGUCUGAUGAUGAUGAAGCACUUGAUGAUGAUCAUGAACCAACCAUUGACUACAAGCGACUCACGUCCUUCUUGAAGUUUGAUGACUCCUUCUUGACGCCAUGGAAUUGGAACCCUAACCCUAAUGCCUCUGCCUGUGACGACAAUACAUCAAGUGUGGAGACAAAGCAAGAAUGCAUCAUGUUCCAACCUGGUUCAUUCUUUCGUGACGAGGAGGGCGGUGAAGAAGACACAGAAGCCUUCAAGAUCAUCAAAGAUAUUUGCUUGAUCAAGAUCAUCGGAGCUAUUUGCUUGAUCAAGAUCAUCAGUACUACAAUGAGUAAACUGAAAGGAGUUUAA